AAAAUGAAAAAUCCAUAAAUGAGCCAUAAAAGCUCCAUGCUUAGCAGUAGCCAGCAGAAAGAACUCUCUUUUCUUUAUACCGCACUGAGGAAGGAGAAGAAAGAGAGGCUCUCUUUUCCUUUCGUUGAUUCUUUCUUUACUCAGAUCCAAAAGUAGUAAAUCUUUAACUGCAAAGGGUGUCUACAUUGAACGGUGUCUUUGUCUAAAAAAGCAUGGCCAUGGGGAAGUACUCCCGUGUUGAUGGGAGGAAGUCAUCAAGUUACUGUUCGACAAUUAUGGUGGUUGUGUUUGUUGCUUUUUGUUUAGUUGGAGUUUGGAUGUUAAUGUCAUCAUCUGUUGUUCCAAUCCAGAAUUCAGACUCAUCCUCCCAAGAGCCUGUAAAUGAUGUAAAACAAACAGUUAUUGAAAGUAAUUCUAAGCAAUUUGAAGACAGUUCAGGUGAUUUACCGGAAGAAGCAAUGAAAGAAAAUGGAAAUACUGUUGAUUCUCAAAGUGAAAACCAAUCCGUUGUUCAAGAUGAUCAAAAUGGUUCCACAACAGAGGUAGGAACUACAGUUGGUGAUAACAAGGAAGAGAAUGCUGAGACAGAGAGCACUGAUAAGAAGAUUGAGUCUAACAAUGUGGUUGAAGAAAACCAGGAUGAGAAGUCUGAAUCUCAAGGGGAACCAAAGAAGGAGGCUGAAAAUGAUGGAGAGGGAGAAACUGGAGAGGUGCAAGCUGAAGGUGGUGAAAUGAAUAAAAGUGAGCAAACAGAAUCAGAGGAUGCCUCUGGUGAAAAGAAAUCUGAGUCUGAUGAGGGGGACAAGACUUCAGACUCCGGAGAGAGUACAGAUGAAAACAGGCAGGAAGAAAAAGAUGAUCAAAGUACAAGUGAGAAUAACACGGAAGGUCGAGAAAAAGAUCAGUCAACAGUUGAGGUUUUCCCUGCUGGCUCACAAUCUGAACUUCUGAAUGAAACUGAUUCUCAAAAUGGUGCUUGGUCAACUCAAGCGGUGGAGUCACAGAAUGAGAAGAAAUCACAACAAUCUUCAAUAUCUAAGGACCAAAAUGGUCAACGCUGGAAACUGUGUAAUGCCACUGCUGGUCCAGACUACAUUCCAUGUCUUGACAAUUGGCAAGUUAUUAGAAGGCUCCCAAGCACAAAGCAUUAUGAACAUAGAGAGAGGCACUGCCCUCAAGAAGCUCCCACUUGCCUGGUUCCCUUACCCGAAGGUUAUAAACAAUCAAUUAAGUGGCCUAAAAGCAGGGAUAAGAUUUGGUACUAUAAUGUUCCCCACACCAAGCUUGCAGAGGUUAAGGGGCACCAGAAUUGGGUCAAAGUCACUGGUGAAUAUCUUACUUUUCCGGGUGGUGGAACUCAAUUUAAGCAUGGUGCUCUUCAUUAUAUUGAUUUCAUUGAGGAAUCUCUUGCUGAUAUUGCUUGGGGAAAAAGAACCCGUGUGAUAUUAGAUGUUGGAUGUGGGGUGGCUAGCUUUGGAGGUUAUCUUUUCGAAAGAAAUGUUCUUGCAAUGUCAUUUGCACCGAAGGAUGAGCAUGAGGCUCAAGUCCAGUUUGCACUUGAACGGGGAAUCCCUGCCAUGUUGGCUGUUAUGGGAACGAAGAGACUACCAUUUCCAAGCUCUGUUUUUGAUGUUGUCCACUGUGCACGUUGUAGGGUUCCAUGGCAUAUUGAAGGUGGUAAACUUCUGUUAGAGCUUAAUCGUGUAUUGCGACCCGGUGGUUACUUUGUCUGGUCUGCCACCCCAGUUUAUCAAAAGCUUCCAGAAGAUGUUGGCAUUUGGAACGCAAUGACUGAACUGACAAAGUCAAUGUGCUGGGAUCUCAAGGUGAUUAAAAAGGAUAAACUAAAUGGUGUUGGUGCAGCCAUUUUUAGAAAGCCAACAUCCAAUGAAUGUUACAAUGAGAGAUCCCAAAAUGAGCCCCCACUGUGCAAAGAAUCUGAUGAUCCAAAUGCAGCCUGGAAUGUACCACUUGAUGCGUGCAUGCAUAAAGUACCUGUAGAUGCAUCUGAACGUGGGUCUCAAUGGCCUGAGAUAUGGCCUCAAAGACUUGAGAAGCCACCUUACUGGCUGAAGUCUCAGGUUGGAGUUUAUGGUAAAGCUGCUCCAGAGGAUUUUACUGCUGAUUACAAUCACUGGAAACAUGUUGUUUCCCAGUCUUAUUUGAAUGGGAUGGGAAUCGAUUGGUCUUCUGUGAGAAAUGUCAUGGACAUGAGAGCUGUAUAUGGAGGGUUUGCUGCGGCAUUGAAGGACUUGCAAGUUUGGGUUAUGAAUGUUGUCCCUAUUGAUUCAGCAGACACACUUCCAAUCAUUUAUGAGCGUGGUUUAUUUGGGAUGUAUCAUGAUUGGUGUGAAUCUUUCAAUACUUAUCCAAGAACCUACGAUCUUCUCCAUGCUGAUCAUCUAUUUUCCAGUAUCAAAAAGAGGUGUAACAUAGUGGCAGUAAUGGCAGAAGUUGAUAGGAUCUUAAGGCCAGAAGGAAAGUUGAUUGUGCGAGACCAUGUUGAAGUCAUUGGUGAGAUUGAGGGAAUGGCUAAGUCUAUGAAAUGGGAAAUCCGAAUGAUUUACUCUAAAGACAAUGAAGGGCUGCUUUUCGUCCGCAAGACAAUGUGGCGUCCUACAGAGACCGAAACAAUUCAAUCAGCCAUUAUGUGAACAUGAUGCUUCAUUUUUGUCUUUGAGAUGAGGUUAGCUUGCUGCUUCCUUAUUAGAAUUCCUUAUCCUUACUACUUAAUCAUGUAUUCUAAACUUCUAUUAGGCAUUCAACUUGCAGUUUAGUAUCCAUAGCUAUAGUUCUUAAUGGGCAAAUGUAAAAUUUUUUCUACCUCUGUUCACAAGUGUAAAAUCAUGUAGUUGAUUAUUCUUUAAACAACCCUUAAUAUGAUGUUUACUAUAUUAAUAUUAUUAGCUAAAUCAAUGUCUUUCUUAUCACUA
Jatropha curcas is the source of this 2933-nucleotide messenger RNA. Its product is annotated as putative methyltransferase PMT24. Lineage: Eukaryota; Viridiplantae; Streptophyta; Magnoliopsida; Malpighiales; Euphorbiaceae. The record is from RefSeq and is a predicted model, not a curated record. Gene Ontology annotation, molecular function: methyltransferase activity. Gene Ontology annotation, cellular component: trans-Golgi network; endosome; cytoplasm.